Prorocentrum cordatum is the source of this 5571-nucleotide messenger RNA. Lineage: Eukaryota; Dinophyceae; Prorocentrales; Prorocentraceae. The record is from the annotation of a GenBank genome assembly.
GCGAUCGAGCGGAUGGGCGAGCAGAUCAGAGGCGCGACGAGCGCGGGUGGAGCCGUUCAAGGUCUCGUAGACACCAGGGGGAUCGGCAAGCCCACGACGCUGGGCGACGACCAAGAGAAGUUCGGCGCCUGGAAUCGCAAGAUGGAGAACUACGUGAUCGGCGUGUACGGAGAGAGUUUUCGCCCUGUUCUUCGGUGGGCAGCCGAAGCCGAACGCCCCGUGACGAUCGAGGGAGCUCGGGCGGUGCACGACGGAGUUCCAGAGCUGGAGACCAAGGUCAACCAGCUGUACGCGGCGCUGAUCAGCACGACGGCGGACGGCAGCGAGAGCAACGACCUCGUGACGGGCGCCCCCGACGGGAACGGUCUCGAAGCCUGGCGGAAGCUCCACCGCAGGUGGGAUCCGACGACAGGCCCGAGGAAGAGGCUGAUCCUGAGGUCGAUCAUCUCGCCUCCGAAGUGCAGCGCGGACGAGCUGGGGUCCGCCUUAGAGAAGUGGAUCCAGCAGAUAGGCAGGUACGAACGCCGCCAAGGAGAAGAUGGUCUGGCCGAGCUGCCGGAGGAUAUCAAGAUGGCGGCCCUCGAGAUGCUCGUGCCUCAGGACAUCGAGAACCACCUCGUACUCAACAAGCAUCGGCUCGUAACGUUCCAGGACAGUCUGAACGAGGUAAUGACGAUCGUAGAGGCUCGGACCGGCGUGAAGAUCAAGGCGGCAGGCAGCCUGGAGGAGGAGCCUGAAGCGGAGGUCGCCGCUCUGGACAUGGGCAGCUUGGACUGCCUGGAGCUCGCCAGCGGCAGCGGCCGCGGCAUAGCGGCGGUCGACCUCUCCCCCUUCGCGCAGGACGACUGGAUGAAGUUCAACUGGGACAGCGGUGCAGCUAUCUCAGCAUUCCCUCGGAGCUUCGCGCCGCCGACGGGAAUGAAGGGCAACGGCAGCACGUAUCGUACGGCCAGUGGUGAGCUCGUCCCGGACGAGGGCAGCUUGCAGCUCAAGGCGGAGGACGAGUACGGAGUGCUACGAGCACUCAAGGGACGCGUGACGAACGUGCACAAGCCGUUGAUCUCGGUGGGGCAGGCAGCAGGAGCUGGACAGCGUUCAUUCCUGGGUCGCAAUGGCGGCUGGAUAUUCCACGAGAAGAGCCCAAUCGGCAAGCGCGUGGUAGGCAUGCUCGAGAAGGAGGCGAAGGCGGCGAAGCACCAGAUGCUGCCGGUCUAUCGCGAGCAGGGCGUCUACAACUUCUACCCCAAGAAGGGCCAACAUGGCUCGGUUGCUCCUCUCGAGGAGGGACUUUCGGCGAAGUCGAAGUCCGAGCUAGUGGAGCUCCUCAGCGGCAAGUCGAAGGAGGAGCUGCUGGAGAUCCUCGAGAAGACACCAGCGGCAGCUGCUGCGGCCGACGCUUUGCCAGCUGCUCCUGAUGGACAGCAGGCCGACGAGGGCGAGGAGGAGGCUCGCCCGAGAGUGCUGAAGGCACCUCAUGAGCCCUCUCAGAGGGAGAUCGACGAACACGAGGCGAUGGGACACGCGACUUAUCGCAGCUGGUGUCGCGUGUGUAUUGCGGCAAAGGGCCAAGGCCAGCCGCAUCUCCGCGCACCGGAGGACGACGAGACGGCGGUGCCGGUGGUCUCGUCCGACUACGCCUUCAUGGGCCAGGACGACGCGGACACCAUGCCGAUGCUGGUACUUAGGGAUCGGCGCUCGAAGAUGAUGGCAGCGACAUUCGUGGAGAAGAAGGGCGACGACGCCUACGCCAUCAAGUUCUUCGCACGCUUCUUGCGGAUCCUGGGCUACAGGAAGAUCGUCAACAAGUCCGACGGCGAGCCGGCGAUCCUGUUGGUCAAGAGGCGUGCGGUGGAGGAGGUUCCUGGCCUCGAGGCCAUUCCCCAGGAGUCGGCACCGGCCGAUCAUCAGGCCAAUGGGGAGAUCGAGGUCACGGUGCGCGAGAUUAAGAAGCAGGUGCGGGCGCUCAAGAUGGACCUGGAGUCCAAGCUGGGCGUCAAGGUGGAGGACAAGCACCCGGUGCUAGCGCACCUGCCGGAGCACGCCGCAUCGGUAAUCAACCGAUACCGGCGCGGCCAGGAUGGCAAGACCGCUCUCCAGCGGCUCACGGGACGGCAGUGGAGGAAGCCGGUCCCGCUCUUCGGCGAGCGCUUGAUGGCGCGGUUCGCCGGGGAGCGCGCGAGGAAGAACGCGCUGGAGGAGCAGAUGGUGGAGGCUCGCUACAUCGGCCACCACCCGCGCGACGGCUCGAUGAUGGUCAUCACGAGCGACGGCGUGAAGAAGGCGGUAGGCUUUCGCAGCCUGCCGCAGAGCGAGAAGUGGAUCACGGCGGGCUGGGAUGGCCUGAAGGGCCUGCCGUGGGACGUGGCUCCGCGUGCGGCAAGCGCGCCGCGGGCCAUCGUCGGACCUGGAGAGGUCGGACCGCCACCAAUUGUGGUGGUGUCGCCGCAGCCGCAGGCGCCGAGGAGGAUGUACGUCCUCAAGGCGGACGUCGAGCGGCUGGGCGCAACGCCGGGAUGCCCAGGGUGCGUCUCGAUCGCCAAGCACGGCCGCAAGAGAAUCUUCGAAGCGCUGGACGCUGAGGAGGCAGGCCGGGAGAGGACCGGCCAGUAUCGAGAGCGGAGGCAGGGCCAAGAGGCCAGAGUCCGACCAGCGGCAGCGGCCGCGGCAGGGACCCCUCCGCCGAAGACGGCUCGGAGGAUCACCGAGCCGGUGGCAGCGGCGGCAGCGGCAUCGGCCGCGCCGGCCGCGGCCCGAUCGGCAGCAGCGCCAGCCGUGGCAGCCACAGCGGCGCGCAUGCGAGAGAGCCAGCCGGUAGCACCGGGCUUCGGCGCGGCGGCUCCUUCAGGAGGAGCGAGCUCCAGUUCGGGAGCGGCGCGAGCGGCAGAGGCCGCCGCGGAUGUCGACAUGACCGCGGCCAGGUCGCGGCUGAAGCGCUUGGCAGAGGUGGCCCCGGAUGACGUGCCGGAGGCCCUCGAGCGCGGUGAUCCACAGCCGGCAGACGUGCCGGUACCGGUGGACAUGGAGGAUCUCGCGGCGCAGCCGGCGCCAGCGGAAGGACCUCAGCUGCCAGCUGGAGUGGCAGUCGUGUGGAACGCCAGUGAGGGGAGGCACAUGCGGGUGCUCGCCCUCGAUAUGGCGUCGAUCGAGCUGGUUGAGCUCGGAGUGCUGACGAGAGCGAAGGCGGAGUUGCUCCCGCUCGUUCGCGAACAGGUCAGUGGCCAUUGGGCCAGCGCCGGCGUGGACAUCGCCGACGAAGAGGUGGACAGCAUCGCCCUAUCGGCGUUGCAGCUGGGCGCCGUGGACGUGGCCGAGGUGUACUCGCCACAUCGGUUCUCGGCUCGGGCAGCGGAAUUUCAGCUGCGCCCGGGCUUCGCGGCGGACCUGGAGGAACUCAAGGAGGACGGGACGCCGUGGGACUUGCGGCGCCCCGAGGAUGUCAAGGAGCUCGAGAGGCAGCAGGAGCGGAUGGAUCCCAUCCUGCUCACGGGGUCCCCUCCAUGCGAGAAGUUCAGCUUGCUGAGGGGCCUGAGCGCCAAGUUCAGGACCGAUGAGCAGGAGGCGGCUGAGAUGGAGGAGGCCAGACACCACCUGAAGGUGGCAGUCGACGCCUACUGGCGUCAGCUCAGGAAGCCAGGCAGGUACUUCCUGCAUGAGCAUCCCUGGAGCGCGCGAUCGUGGAAUGAGGACAUCGUCAGGGAGCUGGUCGCGCAUCCAGGAGUCUUCACGGUCAAAGGCCCCAUGUGUCGGUGGGGCAUGAAGCUCACGAACCCACGCAGUGGUCAGGAGGAGUUCGUGCGCAAGGAGACCGGAUGGGUCACCAACCAUCCAGGCUUAGCCCGGAGGCUGCAGGGCACUUGCAGCAAUGUGGACGGCCGCGCGGAAUGGCAUCGCCACAUCACGCUCGUGGGCGGCAUCGCGCGGUUCGCGAAGGUCUAUCCACCGAAGUUGGUAGAGGCGGUGCUGGAGGAGCUCAAGGACACGCUGGAUGACGUGGGAGAGCUCAGCACCGCCCAGGUGCAGCAGUCGGGCCCAGUCCCUGUGGACGCGGCAGUGCCGCCCGGGGACUGGACGAGUUACUGGGACGACGUCAAUGGCGGCUACCUGGAGGCGGGCCUUGUGGCCCAGGCUCGCGCGGUCGAGCGCGAGUGGGUCAAGAAGCAGGAGCUGAUCGAGAUCGUCCCGAGGUCUCAGGCUUUCGCCGAGACUGGGCCACCGCUCCACAUUCAGGAGUCGCUUCGCAAGAAGGGCAGGAAGCCGGGCAACUUCAAGAUCGGCUUCUUCGACAUCAGCAGGGCGCACUUCUACGGGAAGGCGCAGCGGAGGAUCUUCGUGGAGCUGGAGGAGGAGAGUCGCAAGGAGUACGGCGAGGACAAGUGCGGCCUACUCCUCAAGUCCUGGUACGGCACGCAGGACGCCAGCAAGAUCUGGCAGGGCGACUACACGGAGCUGCUGGAGGAACACGGCUACAAGGCGGGCGUGUCGUGCCCAGCGGUCUUCUACAAGGAGGUGGACGAGACGAGGCUGCUGGGGCACGGCGACGACUUCGCGGUGCUGGCUCAGCAGCAGGACAUCGACAGCUUCGAGGCCACGCUGGGCAAGAAGUACGAGUUCAAGAAGACUGCGAACCUAGGCUUCGACGAGGGCGAUGACAAGCAGGCGGUCUUCCUGAAUCGGGUCAUCGAGGUCAGUGCGGGAGUUCCGCCUGGCGGUGGCCGGCCCUGCCGGCAUGCGAUGAUCGAGCCGGACAAGCGGCACGCGGAGAUCGUGAUCGACGAGUUGGGUCUCAGCAAGGCCAACGGCGUGGACACGCCGAUGGAGAAGCGCAGCGCCGACAAGCAGAUGAUGGAUGCGAAGUCGGCGGCGUUGGGAGCAGCGGAAGCUUCGCGCUUCCGAUCCCUCACCAUGAGGGUGGCCUACCUGUCUCAGGACAGGCUGGACUUGGCAGAGGCAUCAAAGACGCUCGCUAGGUCCAUGCAGACGCCAACGGAGGCGAGUUGGCUCAUGCUCAAGAGGGUUGGCCGCUACCUCAAGCGGCAUCCUAGCACGGUGACGGUUUUCACGGAGCAGAAGAUGUUCGACAAGAUCCGGGUGUACGUGGACUCCGAUCAUGCGGGCUGCGCAGUCACCCGGAAGAGCACCGGAGGCUUCGUGGCGAUGCUGGGGCAUCAUGUCGUCAAGCAUGGCAGUAAUCUGCAGUCGACGGUUUCUUUGAGCAGCGGAGAGAGCGAGUACUACGCCCUGGUGAAGGGCGGGAGCGUGGGCCUGGGCCUUCACAGCCUCUUCGCGGACUGGGGGCUGGACCUGAAGGUAGAGCUCGCCUCGGAUUCAUCGGCGGCCCGGGGCCACGUCCAACGGCGGGGUCUCGGGAAGAUGCGACAUGUUCAAUCACGAUACUUGUGGAUCCAGGAGCGCGUGGGUAAGGGCGACCUCUCGAUCGCCGCGGUUCCUGGUAAGAACAAUGUCGCGGACGUGCUGACCAAGAGCGUGGGUGGAUCCCUUUUGAGGAGACACAUGGCGACGCUCAACAUCUGGGAUCGGACACCGAGUUUGACUCAGAAGGACUUCAAGUGA